AUGGCCCAGGAUGACAAGCUGUUUUCUUCCACUGGCAAUGAAAUCUUUGGUUCUGGUGACCAGAACCCUUCUGCUCCUGGUGAUGAGCCUUUUGGUCCUGGUGACCAGAACUCUUUCAGUCCUGGUGACCAGAACCCUUCCACUCCUGGUGAUGAGCUAUUUGCUCCUGCUCACAAUGACCUCCAUGCUCCCAGCAACCUUCCUGCUCCUGGUGACAAUGAGGUGUUUACUUCCACUGAUGAUGAACCUUUUGGUCCUGGUGACAAUGAGCUUUUCCCUCCUGCUCAUGACAACCAUCCUCCUGCUUGUGACAACCAUCCUCCUACUCCCAAUGACCCUCCUGCUCCCAACAAUCUUCCUGCCUGUGACAUCCCUCCUGCUGAUAAUGAAAUUCAGAUUGAUAUUGGGCCUAGAAUGAGGCCUAAUAUUGAUAUUGACCAGCUCAUCUGGAGUGCAGCACUGCCGAAAAUGCAGGAAACCAUGGAGUUUGUGCACCUACUCAGGAAUGCCUCACUGGAAGAUCUGAUUGCAAAGCUGGGUGAGGAUGUCCCAGACACUUUGAACACUGUUUUGAUCCCCACCUUGUACACUUUUGAUGCUGUGUUCAUCAUGUUCUCCCAGUUUUAUUUCAUAUUUUCAUUGCUUUCAGUAGUGUGUUAG
This is a messenger RNA of Suillus subaureus, 660 nucleotides long. RefSeq lists its product as uncharacterized. NCBI's taxonomy places the organism in Eukaryota, Fungi, Basidiomycota, Agaricomycetes, Boletales, Suillaceae. The transcript is spliced from 2 exons. The coding region runs from base 1 to 660 and encodes 219 amino acids. The record is from RefSeq and is a predicted model, not a curated record.